Messenger RNA from Carassius auratus (goldfish), 4158 nucleotides. RefSeq names its product mitogen-activated protein kinase kinase kinase kinase 3-like. The transcript is spliced from 34 exons. Gene Ontology annotation, cellular component: cytoplasm. The coding region runs from base 167 to 3004 and encodes 945 amino acids. NCBI's taxonomy places the organism in Eukaryota, Metazoa, Chordata, Actinopteri, Cypriniformes, Cyprinidae. Gene Ontology annotation, molecular function: MAP kinase kinase kinase kinase activity; ATP binding. The record is from RefSeq and is a predicted model, not a curated record. Gene Ontology annotation, biological process: intracellular signal transduction; protein phosphorylation.
GCAUGCGCACUCAGCUCACGGGAAGCCAUGUUAAAGUUAGUCAACUACUGAGACUGAGAUUCCCUUCUGACGCCGUAUGUUUCUUUUUUUUUCGGGUCUUCUCCUUUCGUCCGUGUCAGGGCCCCAGCAAAUCUAUCACUGAUAGGCAGAGGCCGGAGUCCCCACGAUGAACUCUAGUUUCGAUCUAUCCAGGCGAAAUCCACAAGAGGAUUUCGAGCUUAUCCAGAGAAUAGGCAGCGGGACCUACGGGGAUGUUUACAAGGCCCGUAAUGUCACUACAGGUGAGCUGGCUGCUAUCAAGGUCAUUAAACUGGAGCCAGGCGAGGACUUCGCAGUGGUUCAGCAGGAAAUAAUCAUGAUGAAAGACUGCAAGCACUCUAACAUUGUGGCCUAUUUCGGUAGUUACUUAAGGAGGGAUAAAUUAUGGAUAUGUAUGGAAUACUGCGGGGGAGGUUCAUUGCAAGACAUAUAUCACGUUACUGGGCCACUAACAGAAUCACAGAUAGCAUAUGUAACUAGAGAAACCCUUCAGGGUUUAUUUUACCUACACAACAAAGGAAAGAUGCACCGAGACAUAAAGGGUGCCAAUAUUUUAUUGACGGACAAUGGUUACAUCAAGCUAGCUGAUUUUGGUGUAUCUGCACAGAUCACAGCAACACUAGCUAAAAGAAAAUCCUUCAUCGGGACUCCUUAUUGGAUGGCCCCAGAGGUGGCUGCCGUGGAGAGGAAAGGAGGAUACAAUCAUCUGUGUGACAUCUGGGCUGUGGGCAUCACCGCCAUUGAACUAGCUGAACUGCAGCCUCCAAUGUUUGACCUUCAUCCAAUGAGGGCUCUGUUUUUGAUGACGAAAAGCAACUUUCAACCCCCCAAAUUAAAAGACAAAGUUAAAUGGACCAACAAUUUCCACAUUUUUGUGAAGUUGGCCUUGACGAAAAAUCCAAAGAAACGGCCACCAGCUGACAAGUUAUUGCAGCAUCCCUUUGUAUCCCAACCGUUAAGUCGUAUUUUGGCGAUUGAGCUGCUGGAUAAAGCGAACAACCCUGACAACUCGUCCUACACAGACUUGGAUGAUGACGACCCAGAGCCGGAGCCUCCAGUGUCUGUUCCACAUCGGAUUCGCUCAACAAGCCGUACCAGUCGGGAAGGAAAGACUCUGUCAGAGAUUAACUUCGGUCAGGUGAAGUUUGACCCUCCUUUAACAACAGAGACAAAACCACAUCAUGAACCGCCCGACACUGACGAUUUUUUGGACUGUGCCGAAGAAAUAUACUACACUGCAAGAUCUAAUCUGGAUUUACAGAUGGAUUAUGAGGAGGAAUCCCCUAAAGGCUCCAUCCUGGGAGGAAAUAAGAGCCUCUUGAAAUCUGUUGAAGAGGAGCUGCACCAAAGGGGGCAUGAUGCUCAUUUGGAGGAUGAUGAUGAGGGUGACGAUGAAGGUGAUGAUCAUGAUGAUGAAUUGCAACACACUAAAAGCUCCACUAUGAGGCCUAAGUUCCCCCCACCACUUCCUCCCAAGCCGAAGCCCAGUCCCGGACCACAUCAAAGCCUCUCUGGCGAUCAUGACGGUAACCAGGGCACUAUAAAGCGCUGUCCGGGUCCUGAAAGCCCGACUCGCUCAUCCACCAAUGUACCCCCUCGACCUCCACCUCCUCGACUGUCUGCAAACAAGCUCAGCAGUUUAGGUAACGAGACCAGUCGGGAAGAACAUGGCGCUUGGGAAGCACAGGGGGAUGCUGGGAUAUGUAGUCAGUUCGACGAGAGGCUGGAGGUCUCAUUUGAUGAAGAGGAAGAUCGUGAUGAGGAAGGAGACAAUAAUGGGACUAGCCCAUCUGAACACUCACCCUCAACAGAGAGACAGUCCACAAUGCCCCCUGCUGUUCCUACACCAAAGGACAAGAAAGACUUUCCGAAACCCAUCAGCAAUGGUCUCCCUCCAACUCCGGAGGUUCAUAUGGGAGCAUGUUUCUCUAAAGUCUUCAACGGCUGCCCGUUAAAGAUACACUGCGCUACCUCAUGGAUCAACCCAGACACACGAGACCAGUAUCUGAUAUUUGGAGCAGAGGAAGGUAUUUACACGUUAAACCUUAAUGAGCUGCACGAGACGUCCAUGGAACAGCUUUUCCCCAGGAGAUGUACUUGGCUGUAUGUCAUGAGCAACAGCCUGCUAUCAAUAUCCGGAAAAGCAUGUCAUCUGUACUCUCACAGUCUGGUGGGCCUAUUUGAACAUGCUCGACAAAUGCAGAAACUCCCUGUUGCCAUACCAACACAUAAAUUGCCUGACAAAAUGAUCCCCAGGAAAUUCACAGUGUCCACUAAGAUCCCUGAAACAAAAGGGUGUCAAAAGUGCUGUGUAGUGAGGAAUCCGUAUACAGGUCACAAGUACCUGUGUGGUGCCUUUCAGUCCAGCAUUGUCCUUUUUGAAUGGGUGGAGUCCAUGCAGAGGUUCAUGUUGGUCAAGAGCAUAGACUUCCCCCUGCCGUGUCCGCUGGAGGUGUUUGAGAUGCUGGUGGUUCCAGAGCAUCUGUAUCCUCUCAUCUGCAUAGCUGUGAGCAAAGGGACAGAGCUCAACCAAGUGGUGCGGUUCGAGACCCUCAACCCCAGCUCUACCUCCAAUUGGUUUGAUUCUGAUACCCCACAGAGCUGUGUGAUCCAUGUGACCCAGCUGGAGAGAGAUACAAUUUUAGUCUGCUUAGAUCGGUGCAUUAAGAUUGUAAAUUUGCAAGGUCGGUUGAAGUCCAGUCGAAAACUCUCAGCUGAACUGACUUUUAACUUCCAGAUUGAAUCAAUAGUUUGCCUUCAAGACAGUGUGUUGGCCUUCUGGAGGCAUGGCAUGCAAGGACGCAGCUUCAAGUCCAAUGAGAUUACACAGGAGAUUUCUGACAACUCAAGGAUAUUUAGGCUGCUGGGUUCAGACAGAGUGGUGGUUUUGGAGAGCCGACCAACAGACAAUCCCACAGCACACAGCAAUCUCUACAUCCUCGCUGGCCACGAAAACAGCUACUGACUGCAAUGAAUUAUGGGAUAAAAACACUACACGCCAGUGUGCAAUGUUACAAAAGCCUUUGGUUUCAUGUGGCCCGAUGACAACUGGCCACAUCUCAGAAGAACCACAGAUAUACUGUUGUUGAACCACCGAAAGCACAGCGGAAGACUUGAAUGGACGAAGAUAUUUAGAUCUCAGAGAAAUACUACAGUAUGCACUUUCACACUAACCUGUUUUAGAGGCCUCGCUUCGGUUUGACUUGUAGCAGUUUUAAUUUAUUUACAUGAAACACACACACACAAACAGGUUUUUUUUUGGCCACUACUCACACUUGACCCUAACCACACAAGUGCUUGAAGACAGGUAUUUAAUACAUGUAAAUACAGACGUAGUAAUUUUAAGUACUCUUUGUAUUGGUUGUGUAGAUAUCAGCACAUUUAUGUUGUACAGGUUUUUGGCAGCGUUGGCUAUCAUAAAGGACUGUGAGAUGCUGGGUACUACUUAAAAUUACAUCUAGGACAGAUAAUUUUGUGUUAAAUUCAAUAGUUUAGGAAUCACAAUGCUGAAGUGCCCAUCUUUCCAAGACUUGCCUUCUGAACUGUUGUUUUUAUUAGUUUGUUUUUAUUCUACUUUAUUAUAUAAAGCCAAAUGGUGUUUUUAUUGAACAACUUUUAAUUCAAUGGCCCUUGUAAUUGUUUUUAACUAAUUGUGGUAUGCACUCACUUCAAAUUUGCACAGUUAUAAAAUGUUGAUGUGUAUGUAAGUGUAUGUUUAAAACCAUGCAGAUAAUAACAUAUAUAGAUAUAUAGACACAUAUUUUUUUGUAAAUGUGUAUACAUGUAUAAUCUUAGUAAGCAAUAAAUAAUUUUACAUCAUUUUAAAUAAAUCAGACUGCAAGACUGAGUUGACAAACUUGUGUGGAUGACAUCACUGUCUGCAUCCAGCUGUUUGUGUGUAAUUUGAGGGCUGUACACACUAUUUGGAAGAUUACGAUGGAAUUUGUGAAUUGAUUUAAGCAACAUGGACUUGCAUUAAAUCUCUCUAAGAACUCUUGUUGAAAGAAAAGCAAAUUCCACCAUAAGAAAAGAAGAACAUAUUCCAAGUUAAUACGAUUAUAGAAUUUAUUCAGUGUCAGUGUACAUACUGUAAAAUAAAAUCACAUGGUUUUACAUACU